CUUGUUUUUCGACCCCCACAUUCGGAAAAAUAAAAUAAAAUGAUGAAGUUUCAAUAUCUCAACAAAUUCUCAUUCCAUCAAAAUGUUGUAUCGUCCAUCUUUAAAUCAAAAUUAUAUUGGUAUUCUACUGUUGCAUCAUUUAGACCUCAAGAUGCAAGUGUUUCCAUGGUUCAAGGAGCUUCACGAGGCAUAGGCCUUGAAUUCGUCAAGCAGUUGCUAGAGAGAAAUUCGAAAGAACAUGUCAUAGCUACUUGCCGAAAUCCUGAUGGAGCAGCUGGACUGAUUGAGUUAAAAAACAAAUAUUCUGAAAGGCUGCAUAUUCAAAGGUUGGACCUUACCAUUGAAAGCACAAUAGAGGACUCUGCAAGAGCCAUAGGCGAGAGUUAUGGCCACUUAAAUCUCCUUGUUAAUGCAUCUGGCAUUCUUUCAAUACCUGGUGUUAUACAACCAGAAACAACAUUGACUAAACUAGAGAGAUCAUCUUUGAUGCUUGCUUAUGAAGUUAAUGCAGUGGGUCCUGUUUUGGUGACAAAGCAUAUGUGGCCUUUGCUAAAGGUUGGCGGUGGGAGUGGAACUGAAAGAGAUGUUGCUGUUGUUGCUAACAUAAGUGCAAGGGUUGGCUCAAUUGGGGAUAACCGUUUAGGUGGAUGGCACUCGUAUCGAUCUUCCAAGACUGCACUUAAUCAGUUAACUAAAUGUGUAGCUGUUGAAUUUGCACGAAAGAAGGAUCCAGUGAUAUGCAUUCUACUGCACCCAGGAACAGUGGACACAGAUCUUUCUAAGCCAUUCCAAAAGAAUGUUCCGAAAGACAAACUCUUCACUAAAGAAUUCUCAGUACAAAAGCUCUUGAGCAUCAUUGACAGCAGCAAGAGUCAUGACAAUGGCAAAUUCUUUGCUUGGGAUGGUCAAGAAAUUCCUUGGUGAUUGCGGGGAAUGAGGGUUAAAUUCCUGUUCUGCUGCUGGCACAAUACAAGUAUAAUAUACGAAAGCCAUAUAACUGAAGAAUCUUGACAUGAUACCAUCAAUUUUAUCAACUUACCUUACAUGGUGAAGUUAAAAUGCCGCUGCAUACUGACAUAAAAUGUAUUUCCUACAAAAAGAUUCUUGUAGUUACACUACAUGUCUAUUCAAUACUUCGUAAUAAACUGAUCUUAGUGUAAUAUUAUUUUUACUGUG
This is a messenger RNA of Erigeron canadensis, 1176 nucleotides long. RefSeq names its product C-factor. NCBI's taxonomy places the organism in Eukaryota, Viridiplantae, Streptophyta, Magnoliopsida, Asterales, Asteraceae. The coding region runs from base 40 to 924 and encodes 294 amino acids. The transcript is spliced from 7 exons. The record is from RefSeq and is a predicted model, not a curated record.